AUGAAUUCAGACGCUUAAGGUUUGAAAAUUGCAUAAAAGUAUUAAGUAGGUUAAUAAUUUGGUUAGGGUUCCUUUGGUUCUAUCCAUUUAGCUACUAAUAUAGAAACAGGAGAAAUAGUAGCUGUCAAAAUGGAAGACAGCAAAACUAAGCAUCCUUAACUUACAUUUGAAGCUAAAAUAUUUAAAGUGUUACAAGGCAAAGCUGGUAUUCCUACUCUUUAUCAUUGUGGUUAAGAAGGUGGCAAAAAUGUUAUGGUAAUUGAUUUGUUAGGGCCUUCAUUAGAAGAUCUUUUCAAUUUGUGCUAAAGAAAGCUCUCUUUAAAGACUGUACUGAUGAUUGUGGACUAAAUGCUACUUAGAAUAGAAACUUUUCACAGUUCUGGCUUUAUACAUAGAGAUAUUAAACCAGAUAACUUCUUGAUAGGACUUGGUAAAAAAUCUAAUUUGCUUUACAUAAUUGAUUAUGGUUUGGGUAAACGUUACCUUGAUUCUAAAACUAAGUAGCAUAUUCCUUAUAGAGAAAAUAAGAAUUUGACAGGUACAGCAAGAUACGCUAGUAUAAAUGCCCACUUAGGUAUUGAGUAAUCAAGAAGAGAUGAUAUGGAGGCUAUUGGUUAUGUCAUAGUGUAUCUUUUAAGAGGAUCACUACCUUGGUAAGGUAUAAAAGCAUAAAAUAAACAAGAAAAAUACAAUAAAAUUAUGGAAAAGAAAAUGUCAACACCAGUAGAAAUGCUUUGCAAAGGAUUACCAAUUGAGUUUUCUACUUACUUAAAUUAUUGCAGAUCAUUAAGGUUUGACGAUAAAAUUGAUUACCUUCAUAUUAGAAAGAUGUUUAAAGAGCUUUUUUAUAGAGAAAAGUAUGACUGGGAUUAUUUAUUUGACUGGUGUCUUCCAAUAGAUUAAUAAGUUAAAUCAUCUUGGAAAAAUAACAAGAUUACUAUCAAUGUUAGUUCUUAAUAGCUAGAAAGGGCAAACAAUCAAGAUAAACUCAAUGCAGAAGAUAAUGACUAAAUACAUUUGACCACAAAUAAUGAUAAUGAUAAAAUGAAUGAAGAAGGCAAACCAAUUAAGUCAGAUUACCUUCAAAACAACGAAGAUGCCCAAAAGGUUGUUUAUCUUUCUGGUUAAGAUAAUAAAUAUGAUGAGAAUAUAAAUGAUUCACAUAUAGCUGAUGCAAAUUAAAUUCAAGAAUUUUAGAAUAAUGUUUAUUUGCCUGUUGAUAUUAAACCUGAAGAACUUUCAAGCGGAUAAAAUUAUAAUUAUAAUUACAAUUAUGAUAUGUAUGCUACUCCUGCAGGAAAUUAUAUGACUCCUGGAAACGGUUUACUUGAUUUAUCUGCUUCUAACUAAUAUGAUCCAAACCAAAUUCAACAGAUGAUAGGCUAAGUUUCAAACAGAUCUGAUGGCAAAAAUAAUUCUAUGAAUUAAAAUCUAGAUAAUACACCUGAAGGUUACAAGCCUGGUCCUGUCCAACUAGAAGAUAUAAAAAGCUAGAAUAUCUAAAAUCACGAUGAAAAAAAUAAUAGCAAUACUGUAGACAAAAGUGGAUAAGAGGCUGUUUUCAACAUGAAUGACUGA
Tetrahymena thermophila SB210 is the source of this 1578-nucleotide messenger RNA. Its product is annotated as Serine/Threonine kinase domain protein. Gene Ontology annotation, biological process: signal transduction; endocytosis; peptidyl-serine phosphorylation. The record is from RefSeq and is a predicted model, not a curated record. Gene Ontology annotation, molecular function: ATP binding; protein serine/threonine kinase activity. Gene Ontology annotation, cellular component: nucleus; cytoplasm. NCBI's taxonomy places the organism in Eukaryota, Ciliophora, Oligohymenophorea, Hymenostomatida, Tetrahymenidae. The transcript has 8 exons.